Messenger RNA from Thelazia callipaeda (thelaziosis nematode), 351 nucleotides. NCBI's taxonomy places the organism in Eukaryota, Metazoa, Nematoda, Chromadorea, Rhabditida, Thelaziidae. The record is from the annotation of a GenBank genome assembly.
AUGCCAAUGCCAUAUGAUACUUUGCUAGGAUCUAGCGAUGAUAUGCAAAGAUUUGAAAACCAACUCUACCCACAAAAUAUUAUUCAUACAUUUGAUACCGAGCAUUUAUGCCAGGCACAGUGUCAGGUUCCUUGCUCUAUGAAGCAUAUUAGCGAUUUAAUGAUGCACCGAUGGCUUUGUCCACUUAAGGAGAAAGAAGACUGGAAUAAUGUUUCCCCCGACGACCGCUUCUUCGCGGGCUUAUCUUUGGGUACAGUUAUUUGCCUUGCAAUUCUCGGUGUCUUCUUAUUAUUUUGUAUUUCAUGCCUCAUUCGGGUACAUUGUUGUAAAUGUCAUGCGAGUGAAGCAUAA